Caretta caretta (loggerhead turtle) is the source of this 4461-nucleotide messenger RNA. NCBI's taxonomy places the organism in Eukaryota, Metazoa, Chordata, Testudines, Cheloniidae. The record is from RefSeq and is a predicted model, not a curated record.
UCGCCAUGUGACGAGGAGCGAUGGGCGCGGGGGGUGCCGGGAAGGUUUCUGAGGUACUAGCGGGCGAAGAGGAGGGCGGUUACUCUGUUGGAGUCCGAACUACGCGCUUAGGCGGAGGCAAGAGGGUAGCCGAGCUAGGUACAAAGAAUUUUACGUGAAAGAUUUUGUCACCAGUGCCCUAAUGGAAAACUGUUUGGGGUUCAACUUCAGUACAAGUCUUCCUGCCUGGAGCCUUUCCUGCUUUGUCAGAACACUGCAAGGAGUUUCUGCUAGAACCUGCACACCCCUAGCAGUCUAGUUCCUGACUAUUCUCCCCUUCAUUGCAGCCUCCUGCUGUUCUUUAUAGGGCAGUCACCCUGAUCUCGCCUAGAUGUGGCUUAUUCUGUAAUCAGGGUGGCUAGCUCCAGCCUUAAGGGACAUCUACUGGAGCUGCUGAAACGAACCAUUAUCCAUGGAGAAAGUAACUCUGCACUCAUCAUUGGACCCCGGGGAUCAGGAAAGACUAUGGGUAUUUUAUAGGAUCCCGACCUAUGUAAUUCAGGCUCAACGUACUAUACCCAAUCUUAUUUCCAUACCCUAAGAAAUUUAUGGGUACCCUUCUCCUAUAGGUUAGUGGAUUAUGACACUUACUUUCUAAAUAUAUUAAUAAGGAUUAUCUCAUUCCAAAACUGCCAGCCUAGGCUCUCUUGAUGACCUCCAAGUUGUGGUGUACCCUGCAGUUACCAACCGGUUGAAGAAGUCAGAUAAACAUGUGAUGCGAUGUGGAUAGUUCCUCCCUUUGGUUCCCCGAAGUUCAGGGACCAUUCUUAUCUGUGCCAAAGGUUGCCAGCUUUUAUGCUGACAUAACUGAUCAUAGUUUUUGCUAUAUUGCAGAUCUUACAAGCCUGUAGGCUUCUUGCAUUUUAACAAAACUUCUCAUUAGGAAAUACAUGCCUCAACAUAUCCUAAAUUCCAAGGAAUUAAUACUAAUAAAAUAUAAGAAUUAAAUGGAUUAAUUUCAGAAAAGAAAUAUAUUAAUUGAUACUGGAUUGUCUGGCUAUGUAGACUCCCUCCUCAGGCCCUACGCUACCAGCACUCCCAGCUACCUUCGAGACACCACUGACUUCCUGAGGAAACUUCAAUCCAUCGGUGAUCUUCCUGAAAACACCAUCCUGGCCACUAUGGAUGUAGAAGCCCUCUACACCAACAUACCACACAAAGAUGGACUACAAGCCGUCAAGAACACUAUCCCCGAUAAUGUCACGGCUAACCUGGUGGCUGAACUUUGUGACUUUGUCCUUACCCAUAACUAUUUCACAUUUGGGGACAAUGUAUACCUUCAGAUCAGCGGCACUGCUAUGGGUACCCGCAUGGCCCCACAGUAUGCCAACAUUUUUAUGGCUGAUUUAGAACAACGCUUCCUCAGCUCUCGUCCCCUAAAGCCCCUACUCUACUUGCGCUAUAUUGAUGACAUCUUCAUCAUCUGGACCCAUGGAAAAGAAGCCCUUGAGGAAUUCCACCAUGAUUUCAACAAUUUCCAUCCCACCACCAACCUCAGCCUGGUCCAGUCCACACAAGAGAUCCACUUCCUGGACACAACGGUGCUAAUAAACGAUGGUCACAUAAACACCACCCUAUACCGGAAACCUACUGACCGCUAUUCCUACCUGCAUGCCUCCAGCUUUCACCCUGACCACACCACACGAUCCAUCGUCUACAGCCAAGCUCUGCGAUACAACCGCAUUUGCUCCAACCCCUCAGACAGAGACAAACACCUACAAGAUCUCUGUCAAGCUUUCUUACAACUACAAUACCCACCUGCAGAAGUAAAGAAACAGAUUGAUAGAGCCAGAAGAGUUCCCAGAAGUUACCUACUACAGGACAGGCCUAACAAAGAAAAUAACAGAACGCCACUAGCGGUCACCUUCAGCCCCCAACUAAAACCCCUCCAACGCAUUAUUAAGGAUCUACAACCUAUCCUAAAGGACGACCCAACACUCUCACAAGUCUUGGGAGACAGGCCAGUCCUUGCCUACAGACAGCCCCGCAACCUGAAGCAAAUACUCACCAACAACCACAUACCACACAACAGAACCACUAACCCAGGAACUUAUCCUUGCAACAAAGCCCGUUGCCAAUUGUGCCCACAUAUCUAUUCAGGGGACACCAUCACAGGGCCUAAUAACAUCAGCCACACUAUCAGAGGCUCGUUCACCUGCACAUCCACCAAUGUGAUAUAUGCCAUCAUGUGCCAGCAAUGCCCCUCUGCCAUGUACAUUGGUCAAACUGGACAGUCUCUACGUAAAAGAAUAAAUGGACACAAAUCAGAUGUCAAGAAUUAUAACAUUCAUAAACCAGUCGGAGAACACUUCAAUCUCUCUGGUCACGCAAUCACAGACAUGAAGGUCGCUAUCUUAAAACAAAAAAACUUCAAAUCCAGACUCCAGCGAGAAACUGCUGAAUUGGAAUUCAUUUGCAAAUUGGAUACUAUUAAUUUAGGCUUAAAUAGAGACUGGGAGUGGCUAAGUCAUUAUGCAAGGUAGCCUGUUUCCUCUUGUUUUUUCCUACCCCCCCCCCCCCCCGAUGUUCUGGUUUAACUUGGAUUUAAACUUGGAGAGUGGUCAGUUUAGAUGAGCUAUUACCAGCAGGAGAGUGAGUUUGUGUGUGUAUGGGGGUGGGGGGGGAUGUGAGAAAACCUGGAUUUAUGCAGGAAAUAGCCCGACUUGAUUAUGUAAAGAGUUGUCACUUUGGAUGGGCUAGCACCAGCAGGAGAGUGAAUUUGUGUGGGGGGGUGGAGGGUGAGAGAACCUGGAUUUGUGCUGGAAAUGGCCCACCUGUUGAUCACUUUAGAUAAGCUAUUACCAGCAGGACAGUGGGGUGGGAGGAGGUAUUGUUUCAUAUUCUCUGUGUGUAUAUAAAGUCUGCUGCAGUUUCCACGGUAUGCAUCUGAUGAAGUGAGCUGUAGCUCACGAAAGCUCAUGCUCAAAUAAAUUGGUUAGUCUCUAAGGUGCCACAAGUACUCCUUUUCUUUUUGCGAAUACAGACUAACACGGCUGUUCCUCUGAAACCUGUCAUAGGAGAUAAUAGUUAGCAAAUAAUCCUAUGGGCUACAAGAUGGAGGAAAGGGAUACAACAUGUAAGCAGAGUGAUCAUAGUGGUGACAGACAAAUGUCUAAAUUAUGUGUCUUGGGGCUUUCUACAAUUAAAGACUCUAAAGUCUUCUCUUCCUCACCACAACAAUUUCCAGCUUCAGUGUUCUUAUGAUCCUUUUCCCAGUAUAUGACCCAUUUUGGCUACGUAAGUGAGCAGUUAAUUCAUAAGACAAAUGAAAUGUGUAAGUGUAUUUAAUUAGCUUCUUGAAGGUGAAAGGGAAGAAGUGGGUUUUCAGGAGAGCAAUACUAGUGGAGAGGAAGUUGGAUUUAUGUUUAAAAGGAACUAGUGAUGUUGGAUAGAGGAGGCAAUGGGGGAGGAGAAGUAAUGAAUAAAUAUCAAAUUCAUACUAGAAUCUAAAAAUACUUACGUUUAAGGUCAGUUCUUGCCAAGGGCUGUGUAGAAAAUUGAGAGCACAGAUAAGUCUUUAAAAUGGUGACUUUUUAAAAAAGUUGUUCUUUGGAACUAUCAAGUUAUGCACAUUGUUGAUUUAUGUCAUUGUAUGCUGCUGUUAACUUUGUGCACCCUUUCCUAUCUUAGUGUGUAAGAUGCAACGUGUGUGUGUGUGUGUGAGAGAGAGAUGUCUUUAAUAACAUUUUCCACUCUUCAAGGUAAGGACCUUAACUACUUUUGUGUCUUGUACAGCAUCAAGCACAAUGGGGCCCAAUCCUCAUUGGGGCCUUUGGGUGCUACUGAAAUCUACUAAAUGAAAAUGCUAGAGCUACCAUUUUAGAAUCUUUUAAAAGGCUUUUUUGCAUUAUUGGAUUUUUAUGUGCAGCUACAAAAUAGUCUGCAUGUUGUAACUUGAAAAUUAUUGGCAAUACUUUUAUAUUCUGUUCUCUCACAAAGAACUGAUACUCCUCCUCCUCCUCCUCCUCCACUUAACUCAUGAAACAUGGAAAUAACAAAAGUUUUAGAAUUUUGAAUUUAGCCACAGUAUCUGUCAUCUUUCCUGCCAGCAACAUGCUUCUCAUGAAGUUUCAUUCAUGCCACAAAGUUCUGGAUCCUUGCAUUUCCUUUUUUAAAGAUAGGAGUGAUGAGCCCAUAUAGAAGGGUUUCAUUGAUCUGAUUUGAAAGACUGAUUUGAAAAACCUGAACAAAACAUUUUUUGGAAAGUGUUUUUCCUCUACGGACGCAAAUGCUAGAUGUCAAGAAUGUAGUUAAUACAGGAAGUACUCAUGUUCUUUUGAGUAUCCUCAACCCAAACUAAUAAAGGUUGAUUCGAUUAGUCACAAAGCAGUAUCUUCAAUUUUAGUAGAUGUUUGAUCCUCUUGUUUUAUUUGCAGUUUCUUCUUCUUACUGUUUUUAAUUUUAAAAAUAUACUGGAGGUAU